CAGAUGAAGGAGGAGAGAGAAAAUCAAACUUUUCCCCAAUUUUUUGUAUUUUUGAGGAGAGAGAAAAUCAAUUAACCUCCCCUUCGUUUUCGGGAGGUGAGAGAAAAUAUUUUCAUAAAAUUUCUCUAAAUUUUAUGUUUUUAAUUUAGAUUUUUUGGUGUUCGAUUUUCCCCUAUUUUGAUUUUUCUUCUGAAUUUUCAGAGGAGAGAGAUUUCUCUCUCUUUCUCUCUCUAUCUUCUUCUCUUUCUCCAGAAAAAUUGAUUUGAUUUGAAUUGAUUUCAAUUGAAUUUUUAGGGUUUGUGGUGUGGGAGAUUGGGGAAAAAAGAGGAGAGAGAAAGUUAAAAGAUGAAUGUGAUGCGUCGUCUUAAAAGCAUUGCUUCUGGGCGUACUUCUAUAUCUGAUCUCGAUGGGGAUGGUAGCACCAAGAGGGCCAAAGUUGAGCAAGAAACAGAAGGAAGUUUCACAGAUGAAUCACACACUGAUGAGAGAUGUACUACAGAAGUAGAGCACCGUGUAGCUUCAACAUCCAUGGAGGCUGUUCCAAGCACAUCUGAUGGGAAUCCUAUUGAUAGGACGCAGAAAGCUGAUUAUGAUAAGCUUCCUACAGAAAUGCAUGGAAUGAAAAUCCAGGAUAGCAAAGCAGAUAAAGGUGAUGAUAAGGACAUGGAAGCUGCUGUUGUGAGUGGCAGUGGCACUGAAGCUGGGCAGAUAAUUACUACUACAAUGGGUGGUAGGAAUGGGCAGCCAAAACAGACAGUUUCUUACAUGGCGGAACGUGUGGUUGGCACUGGAUCAUUUGGUGUAGUCUUUCAGGCAAAGUGCUUGGAAACUGGUGAACAAGUUGCAAUUAAAAAGGUGUUACAAGAUAAGCGAUACAAGAACAGAGAACUCUCGAUCAUGCGCUUACUAGAGCAUCCAAAUGUUGUUUUACUAAGGCAUUGUUUUUAUUCAACGACUGAAAAGGAUGAGCUGUACCUUAACCUCGUUCUAGAGUAUGUUCCCGAAACUAUCUAUCGGGUUUUGAAGCACCAUAAUAGGAUGAAUCAGCACAUGCCAAUGAUCUAUGUACAACUGUAUACCUACCAGAUUUGUCGCUCGCUCAAUUAUAUACACAAUGUUAUCGGUGUUUGCCAUCGUGACAUCAAGCCCCAAAAUAUACUUGUUAACCCACACACUCAUCAAGUAAAGCUCUGUGACUUAGGGAGUGCAAAGAUGCUGGUACCGGGUGAACCUAAUAUUUCAUACAUUUGUUCCCGGUAUUAUCGUGCUCCCGAAUUGAUAUUUGGAGCUACUGAGUACACAACUGCAAUCGAUAUGUGGUCUGUCGGUUGCGUCUUGGCUGAGCUUCUCUUGGGGCAGCCUUUGUUUCCUGGUGAAAGUGGUGUUGAUCAACUGGUGGAGAUCAUCAAGAUUUUGGGAACACCAACGAGAGAAGAAAUAAAGUGUAUGAAUCCAAAUUACAGCGAGUUCAAGUUUCCCCAGAUCAAGGCUCAUCCGUGGCACAAGGUGUUUCAUAAGCGUAUGCCUCCUGAAGCUGUGGAUCUUGUGUCAAGAUUGCUCCAGUAUUCACCAAAGCUUCGGUGCUCAGCUCUGGAAGCUUGUGCGCAUCAUUUCUUUGAUGAUCUGAGAGACCCAAAUGCAAGCUUGCCUAAUGGAAGACCUCUUCCUCCUCUAUUUAACUUCACCCCUGAAGAGUUGGCUCAUGCAACACCUGAACUACGUCAACGCCUGAUCCUUGACUCAACAAAGAAGUGAGAGUUUUCAAGGUGAUGGUUGUGACAUUUUCUCCUGGUUUGCUAACUUGCCCACAAGUAUCUUGAAUUGUGAGUUCUCGUGAAGCUUGUCAUCCUCAUUCAAGUGUUAUACAGACAUCCAGAUAGAACACUUUACUAGGCAGAUCAGCUAUUUAUUUGUGACAGCUCGUUUUCUAUGACCGAGUAAUUGGGGAAGUGUAAGUUCAAGAGAGUGAAAAUUUACGCGGCAAUGGAGGUUAUUUAGCUUUGAUUUCAAAGUUACUGUACCUCUUCAGUUAUGGUGAAUUGUACUUGUGAAAUUGUGUAUGAUAUUGUGUAUCUACUCCUUAGUUAUCUCUGGUCAUCGACACUUUCCAUGGUGACUAGAUUGCAUUUGUCAUUACUUAGGCUAUGGUGUAAUUGGUUGUCACCUUUUGUGCUUCAUUAUGAGGUGUUGAGGAGAAAUUUAAGGCUCGUUUUUCUAUGCAACCUCUAGUUCAUGGGUUACUCCGGAUUAAUUCACCCUUGUUGCAAUAUAAUGGGUUACAUUUUGAAUUUUGACAUUAUUCACAAACUUUAAUUUGACUGUAAUUAUUAUUUUA
Molecule: messenger RNA, 2335 nt
Organism: Chenopodium quinoa (quinoa)
Lineage: Eukaryota; Viridiplantae; Streptophyta; Magnoliopsida; Caryophyllales; Amaranthaceae
Product: shaggy-related protein kinase epsilon-like
Exons: 13
Coding region: 346-1755 (469 amino acids)
Biological process (GO): signal transduction; protein phosphorylation
Cellular component (GO): cytoplasm
Molecular function (GO): ATP binding; protein serine/threonine kinase activity
Source: RefSeq, a predicted model, not a curated record